AGGAACGCCCUAAAGCUGAAUCACAGUGAAACAUGCCAGCAACAUCAACGCAGCAGCUCACCGAUCUUGGCAGCACGACAGUUAUCGUUCACCCAUUGGUGCUGUUGUCUGUUGCAGACCACCACGCGCGUGCAGCCGCACGCGCGCCAAAUAAGCGUGUCAUUGGCGUUCUUUUGGGGCAAGAUCAUGGGAAGACUGUAAAUGUCGCCAACUCUUUCGCUAUUCCCUUCGAGGAAGAUGAGAAGGACAGUAAGACUUGGUUUUUGGACCAUAAUUAUAUCGAGGGGAUGUGGCAGAUGUUCAAGAAAGUGAAUGCUAGAGAAAGAAUGAUCGGGUGGUAUCAUACCGGGCCGAAGCUACGAGGGUCGGACCAAGAGAUUAAUGACCUCUUCAAGCGAUUCAUCCCUCGACCAGUGAUGGUCAUCGUGGAUGUUCGUCAACAGGAAGUUGGCAUUCCAACCAACGCCUACUUUGCCGUCGAAGAGAUUAAAGACGACGGUACCGAAACCCGGAAAACGUUCUUCCAUGUCCCCUCCGCUAUCGAAGCAGAAGAAGCAGAGGAAAUUGGUGUAGAGCAUCUCUUACGCGACAUCAAACACAGCACUACCACAACUCUCACCACUCGCGUCGCGGAACAACUCUCCUCACUUCGUGGACUCACCUCGCGUAUAUCCGAAAUUCGCGAUUACCUCCAUGCGGUAGCUAACUCCCAGUCCACCGUAACCCCAUUCAAUUCUACUUCACCCUCUACAUCUGUUUCAUCACUUUCACCAAAUCCCCUCCCUGUCAACCAUCAAGUUAUUUACCACCUCCAAGACGCACUCAAUCUCCUGCCCGACCUCGACAACACCUCACUCACAUCAGCCUUCACAACAAACACAAACGACCAACUAUUGGUGAUAUACUUGAGUGCUCUUGUUAGGAGUGUGAUCGCGUUAGAAAAGUUAGUUGAGAACAAAGCCCAAAAUGGUGUUGCCGAGCUCGAGGAUGCACCGGGUGGUGCGACGAAUGAGAAGACCAACUCGGCAGGGAAGAAAGGGAAGGCACAGCUCAAUGGGACGGCAAAGGAAGGGAAGGAUGGCAGGGAAGGGGCCGGGAAGGAUAGUAACUCCUCCGAUAAGUAAAUGAUAGAAUUACCUUUAACACCUUCCGCACGGAAUCAAAAAGGCUUGCGACGAUCGGUUACUUUAAUUUGAGAUUUGCUAGAGUGCUCGCCAUGCUUCGCAAGAACCUGCCUGCAUUAUUUCAGCCCAAUGAACACUUAUUAUCGAUAUUGAUUAUAUAUACUGAGUAUUGCG
Molecule: messenger RNA, 1298 nt
Organism: Cantharellus anzutake
Lineage: Eukaryota; Fungi; Basidiomycota; Agaricomycetes; Cantharellales; Hydnaceae
Product: Mov34-domain-containing protein
Exons: 5
Coding region: 33-1124 (363 amino acids)
Biological process (GO): proteasome-mediated ubiquitin-dependent protein catabolic process
Cellular component (GO): proteasome regulatory particle; proteasome complex
Molecular function (GO): protein binding; metallopeptidase activity
Source: RefSeq, a predicted model, not a curated record